UGGAGAGGACGCCGCAUAUGCAGAGAGCGCGCUGGAGUGACAGCGCUGCAAGAGGAGUAUCGUACGAGAUAUAGUUGCAGGGUCCCUAAUCUUUGAACACGCUUAUCUGAGUUCUGACUCCGUUGGUCUCCGAUCUACACGUGAACGGCGUGUGUCCGUGCCCAAAGGGAUUCGUUCCAGGAAAGGAGGGGGAUCGAUCAUCGAUGCCAGAGAGCUUGGUGACUGGCGCCUCGGGGAUCUCGGAGAAGAUGAUCUACAUGAAGCAGAAGAUGACCUCAUCUAUUUGCUAGUUAAAAUUUUGCCAUGUUGACAGGACCUAAUGAAUCACUGCCGCGAUAUUAGUUCUCCAGAAAUUUUCCACAUGAUUAUGCUAACCUUCAUCUCAUCUGUUCAUUUUCUUAGUAUAUCCACGAUCAAGUUCCAACAACGACGGCUUCACAUAUACUUGUAUGUAUACGGCCAUACUGUUUGUCACCGUUAUUCCUAGCUCGACAUGGCUGCCGGCAUGAAGCUUGCUGCCUUCUGCCUCCUCGCCGUCGCCUCCCUCCCGCUCCUCGCGGUCGCCGACUGCGAAUGCGAGGCCUCCGCCGACGAAGACAGCGACAAGGGAAGGGCGCUCACGCUCAAGAUCGUCGCCAUCUUCUGCAUCCUCGUCGCGAGCUCCGGGGGCUGCGCGAUCCCCUCGCUCGGCCGGAGGUUCCCGGGGCUCCGCCCGGACACCGACCUCUUCGUCGCCGUCAAGGCCUUCGCGGCGGGGGUCAUCCUCGCCACGGCGUUCGUGCACAUCCUCCCGGACGCCUUCGAGAAGCUCGGCUCGCCGUGCCUCGCCGACGGGCCGUGGCACAAGUUCCCGUUCACGGGCCUCAUCGCCAUGCUCGCCGCCAUCGCCACGCUCGUCGUCGACACGAUCGCCACGGGCUACUUCCAACGCGCGCACAACGCCAAGCCCGCCGCGGCCGUCGGGGACGUCGAGACCUCAGACCAUGCGCCGCACGGCGGUGGCCACGCGCACGGUGUCGCGUCCAUGAUGGUGUCGACGCCCAACGCCGACGGCGGCGGCACGCAGCUCAUCCGCCACCGCGUCAUCGCGGUGCUCGAGCUGGGGAUCAUAGUGCACUCGGUGAUCAUCGGGAUGUCUGUGGGCGCAUCUGAGAGUCCCAGCACGAUCAGACCGCUUGUGGCAGCGCUGACGUUUCAUCAGUUCUUCGAAGGAAUAGGGCUUGGAGGAUGCAUUGUGCAGGCCAAGUUCCGUCUGAAGUCGGCGCUGACAAUGGCCCUCUUCUUUUCACUCACCACGCCGGUCGGGGUUGUGAUCGGCAUCGGGAUCUCCUCCGCCUACGACGAGAACAGCCCCAGGGCCCUCAUCAUCGAAGGGGUCCUCAACGCCGCCGCGGCUGGCAUCCUCAACUACAUGGCCCUCGUCGACCUUCUCGCCCAAGACUUCAUGAACCCUAGGGUGCAGAACAACGGGAGGCUGCAGGUCAUCGUCAACGUGUCGUUGCUGGUCGGGACGGCGCUGAUGUCCAUGCUUGCUAUAUGGGCGUGAAUACUCGCGAGUACAGUACUGAUCCAAUUAUGUUUUUUUUUCUUUUUGGAUUUUUUCCACCGCCCGUUUGAUCUUUGUUAUUACGCGAUCAUCAUCACCUGACAGUUUAUUAUUUGUGUCUGUAAAAAGAAGUACAUACUCGCCAAAUAAAACUCAUGUAAUAAAAGCGCCGAUUACGUCGCUAUUAUGAACCUCA
Panicum hallii is the source of this 1742-nucleotide messenger RNA. Its product is annotated as zinc transporter 9-like. Gene Ontology annotation, biological process: zinc ion transmembrane transport. Bases 494 to 1546 code for a protein of 350 amino acids. Gene Ontology annotation, cellular component: plasma membrane. The transcript has 3 exons. Lineage: Eukaryota; Viridiplantae; Streptophyta; Magnoliopsida; Poales; Poaceae. Gene Ontology annotation, molecular function: zinc ion transmembrane transporter activity. The record is from RefSeq and is a predicted model, not a curated record.